AUGAGUCAUCUUCAAACCGAAACUUUGCUACCGCCCGAUGCAAGCAAUCUCUCUUCUUUAGUGAUUGGCUCAUCAAAUGCAGCGGAAACCAUAUUUCAUCGACCUGCUAUUCACAGUGGUAGUGAAAACACAAUCAUUUCAGAAUUUGCUGCCUCUAUCAAGCCCGAAAAUGGUGUUGAUCAUGUAUACCAAAAUGGAAAAUCAACAACACAACAAAAUAACGGCCGUGAUGAACAAGAGGCUCUCACCGUUCUUUCAUCAUCACACUCCAGUAAUGAUGUGGAAGAUGCUCUUCUUUUACAGGAAUUAGCAAAAGCUAGUAGAUCACCUUCGGUAUCGACUUCCAACGGAACCUCUUGCAAUAUGUCUACACCAACAUUUGAUAAGCCGUUAAAGAUGAAGCUGAAGGAAGAAAAUGUAAAAUUACCUAAAAAAAAGAGAAAAACCUAUUUAGAUGAAAUCCAACAAAACAACGGCAAGCAAAAUCCAACAAACGAUGAAGAUGAUGAAAGAGAGGCUCACAACAAUAGAAACUUUGAAUAUGUUGAAGAAAAUAUUUAUUUAGGAGAUUCCACAGUGUUUCAAUGGAAAAAUUUGUUUGACGAUGACAUUAUUAUGUGCAUGUGUGGACCAAAUCGAAAGAAUGGCGAAGUUGGUGGUGAUGACCAUUGUGGAGAGUCAUGUGUGAAUAGAGUGCUGUGCAUGGAAUGUGUAUUGGGACAUUGUGCAUGUGGAUCUAAAUGUACAAAUAACCGAUUUCAGAAAAAGAGUUGGAAAAAAAUCACUGUUAAGAAGGCAGGCGAGAAGGGUUACGGAAUAUUCGCCAACGAACGCAUUCCUAAAGGAAGUUUUAUUAUUGAAUAUGUGGGUGAAGUUCUUGACGAGAAAAUUUACAAACAACGCCAAGAAGCUUAUGAUGGAGAACGCCAUUAUUAUUUUCUUUCUGUUGGUCCUAAUCAAAUUAUUGAUGCCUCUAAAAAGGGAAACAACGCUAGGUUUAUUAAUCACAGUUGUGAUCCAAACUCUGUUUUACAGAAAUGGACCGUCGGUCAUCAAUCUAGGAUAGGUGUGUUUGCCUUAAGAGAUAUUGAAAAAGGAGAAGAAAUAACAUUCGACUAUGCAAUGGAAUGUUAUGGUGUUUCUCUUCAGAAAUGUUAUUGCGGAAGCAAAAAUUGUAGAGGAACAAUUACAUCCAAAGAAGCAGCAUCCUUGCUUGAUUUAAAGGAGAAAAACUCGAAUCUGGACAAGGAACGUAACAAGAGAAUCAAAAAUCACAAACUUGAUUCUAAGUUUAAACAAAGAACUCUAUAUACUCUGAAAAUAUUGGAAGAUAACAACAAGCUUCCAAAAGAUGUACAGGAUGCAGCUGACUUUGGUAACGUUUGUCUUUUAAGAAAUAUGAGGAAAGUCCAACAAAAAAGAUUUAGACAAUUUCUUUCGAUUGAAAAGCAAAUUUCUGAUCAAUUUAAACAAAAUCAGGAAGAAGAAAAAGAUGAAUUUGGACUCACAGAAUAUGAAAGAGCUCAAAUGACAAAAAUUUAUGAGCAAAUUCAAAAAGGUAAUAUCAACAACCUCAAUGUUAGAGGUUUUAACUACAGAAGAUGUAAAACAAGAACAAAGGAAACCACUACUACAGUUCAAGAUGUUGCUUUUGUUUCCAAUGAAAAACCUAGAGUGUCAGUCAGAGGUCGAAAGAAGAGUACCGAAAAGAUGGAGGAUGAAGCUCCUAAAAAACGCAGAGGUAGACCACCUAAGAGAAAGAUUGAAGAAGCAGAAAGUGAGGAAGAAUCUUCUGAAGAUGAUAACGAAGAAGACGAAGAUGAAGAGGAACAUUCCGCAUCAGAUGAUUGUGAUAUGUCAUACGACGAAGAAUCUGAAGAAGAAGAAGAAGCUUCCACAAGACGAAAAAAGAAGUCCACUAGCUCCUCUUCACAGGGCACCACCAAACGAAAGGUUGGUAGACCAAGAAAACAUCCACUCCCUGACAAGCCAGAAGAAGGAAAAAGAAAAGUGGGUAGACCAAAGAAGAACGUUUCACAACCUGCAACGACCGAUGCCAACAAGCCCAGUAGCGAGCAAUCUGCUUCAGCUCCAGUCAAACGAAGAGUUGGAAGACCAAGAAAAGAAGAGGUAUUGGCACGAGAGCGAGAAGAAAAAGAAAGAAAACGAAAAGAAAAAGAGCAACGUGAGUUGCAGAAAAAGAAAGAAGCUGAAACAAACAAGAUGGCUCUUAGUAGUGAUGAAUCCACCGAAGAGGAGGAACCACCAAAACGAAAAGUUGGUCGUCCAAAGAAAAAUACUACACCCACCACCACAUCGAAUGCUUCAAAGCCUGAAGAAAAACCACUUAAGAGAAAGGUCGGUAGACCAAAGAAAGAAGAGACCUUAGCGAAAAGUACAGCUGCUGUAUCAUCUUCCAAACCAAUUGCAAAUCCUCAAGAUCAAAACAGAAUCAAAUCAAAAACAACAACUUCAGAGAUCACAAGGAAAGAAUCCAAGCCAAAUAGUGAUGCAAAAGUCACAACUCUACCUACAACCCCAACAUUGACAUCUACUCAGUCACUCAUGAAGUCGCCUCCUCCAAAAAUUCAGAAUCCUUUCUCUGCUUCUUCAUCAAGCUCUGUGACCAUUACGACACCUUCAACUCCAACAAAGAAACCUACAACUGCAGUUACAGAGAUAACACCCAAGAAACCAGUUCAAACACCUCCCACAACAACAAGUAGUAGCAACAAUGCAACAGCCUCUUCAUCCGCCUUCACAACUGAAACAAGGAAUGAAACUAAAGCUUCAAGCAGUGAAAAAGUCUCCACAUUGUCACAACAACAACCAGUGAAGAGAAAAGUUGGAAGACCAAAGAAAGAAGAAGUAUUGGCUAGAGAAAAACAAAAAGAACAAGAGCUUAAAGAAAAGAAACAGGAGCAAGAAAAGCCAUCCGAUGAUAAGCCUGUUGUUAAAAGACCAAGAAAGAUUGUACACAAUAAUGCAUCAUCUAGUAACGCUACCAAGCGCUCGAGUUCCAGCGAGGAAGAAUCUUCCUCCUCAGAAUCAGAAGAGGAGAAACGAACUGUCAAGAGAAAAGUUGGUCGACCAAGAAAGGAUGAAAGCUCCUCACAACAACCACCGAAACGAAAAGUUGGUAGACCAAGAAAAGAUCAAUCUGCCACCAAUGAGGCACGAACUGCUAAAAAAUUAGGUAGACCACGAAAAGUUAUAGAAUCUUCUUCAGAAUCAUCCUCAUCAGAGGAAGAGGAUGAUUCAUCCGAUACCCAACGAAAUGAGCACGAUGCAGACAUUGAGGUUGCAAGGAAAUUCAACAUUCGAUUGAGUAAGGUGAAGGCCUACCAAGGAAUUAGUACUUCAAUUCCAAAAAGAAAGUACACCAAGCAUGCUGACAAACACAACGAGCAAUAA
Naegleria fowleri is the source of this 3414-nucleotide messenger RNA. RefSeq lists its product as uncharacterized. Gene Ontology annotation, molecular function: DNA binding; histone H3K36 methyltransferase activity; protein binding. NCBI's taxonomy places the organism in Eukaryota, Heterolobosea, Eutetramitea, Acrasida, Naegleriidae. The record is from RefSeq and is a predicted model, not a curated record. Bases 1 to 3414 code for a protein of 1137 amino acids. Gene Ontology annotation, cellular component: chromatin; nucleus. Gene Ontology annotation, biological process: regulation of DNA-templated transcription. The transcript has 2 exons.